Molecule: messenger RNA, 1424 nt
Organism: Eriocheir sinensis (Chinese mitten crab)
Lineage: Eukaryota; Metazoa; Arthropoda; Malacostraca; Decapoda; Varunidae
Product: rhodanese domain-containing protein CG4456-like
Exons: 4
Coding region: 147-521 (124 amino acids)
Cellular component (GO): mitochondrion
Molecular function (GO): thiosulfate-cyanide sulfurtransferase activity
Source: RefSeq, a predicted model, not a curated record
GGGCUCCGUGCUGCAGGCUAAUCUUCAGCUCUGAAAACUCUCCUAGCUGGCAACCCUUCCCAUCAGGUAGCACCACAUUCCGUGCUCUCCUCCUCAGUCCUCAGGUUCUUUGCUUUCACUGCGUUUGCCGCCUCCGUCCAGGCACCAUGACGGACAUCAACUACGAAGACCUGCAUAGGCAGCUGAAGGAGGUGACGUUGGUGGACGUGAGGACUCGGGAGGAGGUGCGGGAGCAGGGCCAGCUGCCCGGCGCCCACGUACUGCCUGUGCAGGAGUUGGAGGAGGCCUUGCAGCUGCCCGAGGACACCUUCCAAAAGAAGUAUGGCUUUCCUCGGCCGGCCCCUGGCGACGCAAGCCUCGUCAUCACGUGCAGGUCAGGCCGUCGUGUGGGCGUGGCUGACGGCAUUCUCAAGACCAAGGGUUUCAACAGCCAUAAGUUGUAUCGCGGGUCAUUUCUGGAGUGGACGGAACGAGGCGGUCCAGUGAUCAAGCCUGGACAACCCUACGAGGCCCAGCAGUGACCUGAGGGGAGGGCUUCCUGAGAACAGCUGCUCCUCCCGUCAUCUAAACCACGCUUCACGAACCUUUGUUGAACGGAGCCCGACUACAUAUAUAUAUAUAUAUAUAUAUAUAUAUAUAUAUAUAUAUAUAUAUAUAUAUAUAUAUAUAUAUAUAUAUAUAUAUAUAUAUAUAUAUAUAUAUUCUUUUGAUUUGAUCUUUCAUGUUAUUAUUGGAUAAAAGUACUUUUCCAAUCAAAUAAAAACAAUCAUUCCUUGAUAAUGCACAAUCUGCUGUAAAUAGAAUGCUCCGCUGGUAAGGGCCAUUCAGAAAUUAUGUAACGCUUUUUUGGUCGUUUUCGAUCCCCCUUUCCCUUUCCCCUUGUCACACAUGCCUUGACCCCCCUAAAAUUUAUGUAACACUAGCCAAUGCUACACACACACACACACACAGACACACACACACACACACACAAUUGGUUCAUUUCGGAAUUUCGUCGCUCUAUCGGCACAUGGCAAAAAAAUCUGAAAGCGUUAUGCGAGACAUGGGUGCACCCUGCCUGCUCCCGUCACACUCGUAACACUUCACCGCAGCCCCCUCACACUUUAGAAGUUACGUAAUCUUAGAACGCUUGCUUAUUUUGAAAGUUUCUUGUACUAAAUAAUACUUUGAGAUCAAACAAGCUUUCGAAUAUAAGUACAUGGUGUUCCCCAAAUUGGGUGGUUUGAAAGGAGGGUUUAUUGAUGGUGCCACAUGACUGCUCUUCAUAAAUAACAUUCUUGUGUGUGUUGCGUCGUGUCCAUAACAUACACUGUCAUAAUGUAGUAACAAAACUUUUCACAGUUUCUCGAGUGUAUAAAGCCUUGGCACGAAUUUAUUUGUUAGUAAGCUGUUAAGAGGCCAUUAAACUUUUCUUUGAUGCUGUU